This is a messenger RNA of Rhodotorula toruloides NP11, 585 nucleotides long. RefSeq lists its product as uncharacterized. The transcript has a single exon. The record is from RefSeq and is a predicted model, not a curated record. Bases 1 to 585 code for a protein of 194 amino acids. Lineage: Eukaryota; Fungi; Basidiomycota; Microbotryomycetes; Sporidiobolales; Sporidiobolaceae.
AUGGUCCACCUCCCCCUCUUCGCUGCCUGCGUCGCCGCAGUCUUCUACCAAGCCACCACCUGCGCCGCCCUUCCCCUCGUCAUCCGUCCCUCGGCCACCGCCAUCGUCCCCGUCACCUACGCCUUCAACCCUCAACGGCCUUUCGCGCGUCUCGCACCCUCCCCUCGCCUGCACGUCGUCGACGACUCAUCCGAUUCCGAGGAUGCUACUCUCGCACCAUCAUGGAUCGCACCCGAACCUUUCGCCGCACAAGCUUCGCUAGCUGCCGCUGUGAACGAUGACAGCCUCUUCAGCGAUGCUCUUUACCCCUACGCUGCGACUGCCAGUCCGACCGGUAUCGAGGCGAGCAUUGCGGCUGUACUGGCGUCGAGGCAGCUGCAGGGGGUCGAGAAGUGGCAGCCCGACGCGGGGUCGAAGGAGAAAUUGCACAGGAGGAGCGCGGUUGUGCAGGCGUCUGUCAAGUCGGCGCGGACGACGAUGCGGGACAGGAAGACGCAGAAGGCGGGAGGCCCAGGUCGGAGGACGAUGGGCUCAGUUCGAGCGGAACAGGCGGUCGAAGCCCUGCCCGUCGCUCGGCUCGCCUAG